This is a messenger RNA of Schistosoma mattheei, 858 nucleotides long. Lineage: Eukaryota; Metazoa; Platyhelminthes; Trematoda; Strigeidida; Schistosomatidae. The record is from the annotation of a GenBank genome assembly.
AUGGAUCCAUAUCAAAAUUAUAAUAUUGGUGAAAAUUAUUCAAAUAAUAAUUAUAUGGAAUCAUGUACAUUUCCUUAUUUAAAACAAAUAAUUUUACCAAAUUUAAAAACUAUGCCUUCUUUAAGAAAAGGUUUUGGGGCUGUCAAUUUAAUUGAUAAAAUAUAUCUUGUUGGUGGAAAACCCAAAUGUUCAAUGAAAACAUCUAAUAUUUACGAUAUUUCAUUAGGUUUAUGGUCUAGUGGACCAAAUUUAAAUAUUGGACGAAGUUGGUAUUCAAUUACGGAAUGUAAUGGUGUGAUGUAUGCUAUAGGAGGUGUCGGAGAAGACGAUCAAAAUUUAUCAUCCGUUGAGAUGUUGGACCCACGAGUAAAUAAGUGGGAAUCAUGUUCGUCAAUGUUGAGACCACGAUUUGGUUGUAGCGUUUGCUCUACCAAUAAUGAAAUUAUAGUUGUUGGUGGGGUCAGCGAUUCAACUAUCGAGAUGUAUGAUAUUACGUCAGGAAAAUGGCAGUUUUUAGCGAAAAUGACUGAAGUGCGUGAAGCUUCAAGUGUAUUUAUUCAUAAUGAUUGUGUAUACGUAUGCGGUGGAGCUAAUGAAACUGGUUGUGUAAAUACCACAGAUAUAUUUUCAUUGAAAACUACAAUUUGGAGUAAAGGCAAACCAAUGAUUUUACAUCGGGCAUUUGCUGCUACACGUAUAUGGAAUGAUUAUAUCUUUUUAAUUGGUGGUCGUAACAAUAUGGAACCAUCAAAUUUAAUUCAAACUUACAAUUUAAAAACAAAUGAAUGGGCCGUUUUACCACAAACUUUACCAUAUCUUGUUUCAAAUUGUUGUGCUAUAACCACCAGUUUAUUAUAA